This is a messenger RNA of Bufo gargarizans (Asiatic toad), 808 nucleotides long. Its product is annotated as oocyte zinc finger protein XlCOF7.2-like. The record is from RefSeq and is a predicted model, not a curated record. The transcript is spliced from 5 exons. The coding region runs from base 8 to 283 and encodes 91 amino acids. Gene Ontology annotation, biological process: regulation of DNA-templated transcription. Lineage: Eukaryota; Metazoa; Chordata; Amphibia; Anura; Bufonidae.
UAGAGAGAUGAUCCUAGAACUCGCCAACAAGAUGAUUGAGCUGCUGAAUGGAGAGGUUCCUAUAAGGUGUCAGGAUGUCGCCAUCUAUUUUUCCAUGGAGGAGAGGGCGUAUUUAGAAGAACACAAAGAUCUGUACAAGGAUGUCAUGUUGGAGGAUCAACUGCCCCUCACAUCACCAGUUAAGGAAGAGAGAAGAACACCGGAGAGAUGUCCCAGUCCUCUUCUUCCACAGGAUGGUUCAGAAGAACAUCACAAUGUCCAGCAGGAUGAUCAGGUCAUAUAAAACCUUCCACACGACUUCUCCAACCGUCUGAUGACUUCUACAAUAUUUCUCUCACAGCUUGUGAAUCCGGGUGAAGAUCUGAACAAUAUUAAUCCUACAGAGACAUAUGUGAGGGGUGAUGAGCAGAGUACAGAGGACAUUCCUAAAGAUAACCGCCCAGAUAACUGUACGAGGAACAUAGAGAAACAUCUGGUAUCUUCAGAUUUUGAAGUAGAUGAUUGGGGCAUCACACAAGAUACAUUUGAAGAGCAUGCCAAUAUGCAAGAUAUACCCUCAUCCAAUCACAGCAACAAUGCAUCAUUUGAUUCUUUCAAACAGGUCCGAUCUUCUGAUUCAUCACAGACUGUAACACAGAAUAAAAGUCACAGAAGAGGUGCAAAACAUCAAACCGCUCACGUAAAAGAGAAGCCAUUUUCAUGCUUAGAAUGUGGAAAAUGUUUUAGAUUUAAAUCAGAUCUUGAUACACAUCAGAGAAGUCACACAGGGGAGAGGCCAUUUUCAUGUUCACAAUGUGGAAAAUGUUUU